AUGAGCUUUUCUGGCCACUAUCCAUCACCCACACUAGAAGUUUCAACACUGCAGUCACAAGAUGGACGCGAGGCUUCACGCUCCAGUUUACCAUUUACAGAUUCUUCACAGCUACGCAACGAUCCUGUUCUUCAAACAGCAUCAUUACCUGCUAAAAAAAGUGUCAGUAUUGGUGGAACGAUCAAUGUAUCCAACAAAGUCUCGGGGUCGAGAAUGAACUCUUUAUCAAGACCUCCACGACCACCUUCAUCCCAUCGUGCUUCAAGUCUUGGCCCUUUAACAUCUCAUUCGUCUAAUGAACAUUCCAAUUCAGAAAUACCACAGCAUAGCCAGCCAUCUCCUACCAGUAUAUCUUCUGCUGCAUCAAAAAGGGCAGUGAAUAAACCACCCAAACUUGUGACCAUCAUGAAUGGACAGUCACAUUUAGAUUCACCUAUUCAUGAAGAAUGCAUUGAAUUGAAUCUAGGAUCAAAUGUACCAUCUAAAUAUCUAGACACUCCUACACUGCCGUCAGCUUCUUCAAAUGACCAUAGCAAACACUAUCAGCAUCCUGAAGUUUUAUUUUCUGAAAAGCAAAGUUUGUUUGAUUCGAAGCUCGAGUCUUUCAAAAAAGAGCAUAGUGAGCAUUCCUUGCAUGAGCAACACAAAAAAUCUCAAUCAAGACCUCGAAAUGCAAGCAACUUAUCACUACUAGAUACGUCACAAUCAUCCCAAGAUAGACAUGCUGAACAAAUACCAUCACACAUCGAACUCCAUGAAAGUGCAACCAUGUCAGACACGCAAACUGAAGCAACUCGAUCUCGAUCUGUAAGUCGUGGCAGGCGUGCAGAACGCUCAGUAGAACCACCAACAAAGCACCACAAAAAAUCAGCAAAAAAGCAUUCCAAGUCAAUCUUACCAAUGCAUGUGGUUGUAGAAUCCAAUCAGGAGAGUGUACAAUCCAUGCCCAAGGCAAAUGGGGAGAUUUCUGACAUGACACAUGUCAAUCAUCAAAGUGAAAGCAUAUUAGUUUCAAGCAAGAAACAUUUGAAAAAAAAGCACAAAUCUCCUGUUCGGCAAAAUGCACCAGACCUGUUUGAUCAUGUAAAUCGCAAAUCCCACGAUUUUGAAGGAUGCAUCAUGACUAUUCAUAUUGCUCAAACAGAUGCGCUGGUGUCUGAAAAAAACUUGCGACAUCCUCUUGUUCAGAUUCACAUUAUUGAUGAGGUUUCGGGGCAAUAUGUAUUAAAAUCAGAUCCAUCUAGAGCAGUAACCACGUUUAAUGAACCAGCAACUCUUGAUUUCAUUCUUCCGGUUAUAACAAAGCCUUUUGAGCUAUUUAAAAACAAUACAAAGACUCCAAAGUGGGAUGAGACGAUUAUGCUCAACGAAGAGUAUCUGCAUUUGGUCCGUCCAGGUCAAAUGAUAUUGUUUGAAGUACUAGAUAUGCUUAGCGAUUUUAAGCAUGCCAAGAGUGGGACUGAUGGAUGGUACCGAAUUGCCUGGGGAUUUCUUAAGCUUGUUGGUGGACUUGGGCAAACCAACACUGAAAAACAGGUGAGACUACAGCUGUUUAAAUACCCUUGGUGGUUGAAGCAAGGUCGAACCAUCAAUCGAAUUCCAUUUAUUUAUCAUAUUUGGCGCCGCAAAGAUCGACGAAAGUAUCCAUCCACGCUUUUUGUCCAAGUAUCUGCUCAUGGACGCGUUGAGCCAAGAGAAGUAACUCGAAGACCAAUAGGUCCCACUGAAAAAGAGACAGGAAGGCUGACCUAUGAACAGCAUACAUGGAGACGCAAAGAAGGCCACCAAUGUAAGAUCCCCAAUAAACUCAAGUAUCGCAUUAAUGGCGGUGAUAUGGGUGCAUUUGCAUGUUCAUUUUCACAUAAUGGAAUGUUACUUGCAGUAGCGUGUUCAAAUAGACAAACAUAUCCAAUCAGAUUAUACGAUGUGCUGACGGGCGAGCGUGUGGAAAGCUUUGAAGGGCAUCAAGAUUUGGUGUAUCAACUGAUAUGGACACUGGAUGACACCGAAUUGAUUUCAGCAUCGGCGGAUGGGUCUGUCCGUGUUUGGCGUUUCUUUAGUGACGGUAGCGCUUGCAUGGUAGCUACAUACCAACAUCCAACGUUUGUGUACACCGCCACUAUUCGUCCGCCAAUAUCAGAUGAAUCUACAGAUAAGCAACAAAUGUUGGUGACUGGAGCCUAUGACGGAAUAAUUCGAUUCUGGAGCCACGAUUCAAAAGCAUUAUCGCAGUCAAAAGAUGCAUUGCAGCCCUAUCCAACCUCCGCUUUACUUUUCCACAAGCCCAUUCACAAAUUGGUUGGUCAUGCAUGCAAUAUCAAUGCAGUUGUAUUUGAUGCACAAGGACAUCGACUCUUUUCGGCGGACGCGCAAGGAACGCUCAAGAUUUGGAGCUCACGAUCGUUGCUGCUUUCUCAGCCUGCAGCAUCGUUAUCUGUAUCGAAUGCUAAACUUGACUACGAUUGUAUCAAAUCAAUUCAAGUGGGACCAAAUCCAAUUCAUUCACUUAUCAUGCAUCCUGGUGGGAGAAGCUUGAUUGUACAAACAGGAGUAUCUAUUCAUACUCUUGAUGUACGCAUAUUCCGAUUUUUGACGCAUAUCAACAUACCUGGAGCUGGAGAGAGCCUAUCAAAACGUAUUGCAUCAAUAAGCCCCACAAGAAUAGAUGCCAAGCAUUCUAUUCCAAAUUUGUCUAGUAUGACUGCAUCUGCAAAAGUUGAAUACAAUCUUUUGUCAAAAAACGAUACGCCCAUACCUGGACAACGAUCUAUGGUUGUAAGUCAUAUAUCUCCAGCGCAUUUGCCAUCAACACGUUUUGGCGGCUUGUUUACCCGAGCAUGUGUAUCUCCUUGUGGGAGUUGGAUCAUUUGUGGUGCACCAACCAAUGGAUUGGUAUAUGUAUGGAGGGUUGAAACAGGCGCAAUGGUGGCUUCGUACGAUCCCCAUCAUGUCCAUGAAUGGGAUGAUACUAAUGACAGCUACGGCUUUGAUUUUCCAGCUGGUGAUGACAACUUCCACAGAAACACAGAAAAUAGAAAAACAAGUGAUAGUGAUGUCAGUGACAAUGAAUCUCGAAAGCAUACAUUGAAUCGACACAAAAAACAAUCACAAUUUCAGACCACAGGAAUUUCAUCUAUGAGUCCUAAACAGCUUGGAGCCGCUACGGUGGUGCAUAUUGCUUUUCAUCCAAAAGAUCAUUAUGCUUGUUUUGUUCGAUGGGGUCAAUCUCAACCAGUAAGAUUAUGGGAGUGGAACGAACAUACUCCUGAGAUGGGUCUCGGAAAGUACAAUAUGACGGCAGAGGAGCAAACCAAGCUACAGGAAACUGCAGUAGGAGUUGGAUACUUGAAUGUCGAUGCGAUUGUUCACAAAAGCCUAGCCUCUAGAAUGAAUUUAGCGGAUUCGAUUGACAAUAUGCUGUCAUUCAAGCGGGACAUUGCAACUGGGCAGAAUAAAUCACCUCACUGCUUUGCCAAAUCUACCACGCAGCAAGUGUAUGGACUUGGCCCAUUGAAUCUCAAAAAGUCGGUGCAGCUUGCCAAAAAAGAUAGAGAAGCAGUAAUUGAUUGA
Batrachochytrium dendrobatidis JAM81 is the source of this 3570-nucleotide messenger RNA. RefSeq lists its product as uncharacterized. Gene Ontology annotation, biological process: motile cilium assembly. The transcript is spliced from 9 exons. The record is from RefSeq and is a predicted model, not a curated record. Gene Ontology annotation, cellular component: ciliary basal body. The coding region runs from base 1 to 3570 and encodes 1189 amino acids. Gene Ontology annotation, molecular function: protein binding. NCBI's taxonomy places the organism in Eukaryota, Fungi, Chytridiomycota, Chytridiomycetes, Rhizophydiales.